Molecule: messenger RNA, 788 nt
Organism: Meriones unguiculatus (Mongolian gerbil)
Lineage: Eukaryota; Metazoa; Chordata; Mammalia; Rodentia; Muridae
Product: selection and upkeep of intraepithelial T-cells protein 2-like
Exons: 1
Coding region: 15-788 (257 amino acids)
Biological process (GO): regulation of cytokine production; T cell receptor signaling pathway
Cellular component (GO): external side of plasma membrane
Molecular function (GO): signaling receptor binding
Source: RefSeq, a predicted model, not a curated record
UCAUCGUAGGAGUAAUGGGAGCUAUAGAAAUACUUCUUGUUACGCACUGUGCUGUCUUUUGCCUCCUUCAGAUGGUAGCAGUCACUUCAGAACAAUUCACCGUGACUAGCUUACAGAGAACAGUCCUGGCUCCACUGGGUGAAAACCUUGAGCUCAGCUGUCAGUUGAUCCCACCACAGCAAGCACAGCACAUGGAGAUUCGCUCGUUCCGGAAUUGCUAUACAGAGCCCAUGUGCCUGUACAGGAAUGGUAAAGACCUGCAUGGAGAAACUGUCUCCAAGUAUGUGGAGCAGACAGAACUUCUGAAAAACGACAUUGGAAAGGGGAAAGUGACCCUCAGGAUCUUUAAAGUGACAGCCGAUGAUGACGGGUCUUACCACUGCUUCUUCAAAGAUGGCGAGUUCUAUGAAGAGCACAUCACAGAGGUCAAGGUCACAGCCACAGGCUCAGACAUACGGAUUCUUAUGCAUCCUCCUAAUCUCAAAGGUGUGAUGUUGGAGUGUCAUUCAGGAGUUUGGUUCCCACAGCCUCAUAUGGAGUGGAGAGACAGCAAAGGAGAGGUCAUCCCAGAUACAUCAAAGUCCCAUUCGCGGGAUGAAAACAAAUUGUUCAACAUGAAAAUGGCCCUUCUUAUUGAAGCCAGUUCCCAUAGGAAUGUCACUUGCUACCUUCAAAACCUUCUAACUUACCAAGAAGAAAGCAUAAGUAUUGUCCUAUCAGGUAAAAUGUGUGUUUGUUCUUCAGUAGCAGCCAUUGCCACACAUACUUAUUAUGUGAUUUUUACUUGA